Molecule: messenger RNA, 378 nt
Organism: Psilocybe cubensis
Lineage: Eukaryota; Fungi; Basidiomycota; Agaricomycetes; Agaricales; Agrocybaceae
Exons: 2
Coding region: 1-378 (125 amino acids)
Source: RefSeq, a predicted model, not a curated record
AUGAAACACUCUCAGAAGAAAGCAGCUGCCCGCAAAGGCGCACAGUCUAAAAACUCUGCAGGUAGUCCACCAGUUGGCGAAAAUGAUAAACAACCAGCUACCAACACCUCGAAUGGCCAAAGUAAUCCCGGAACCGUCAUUGACUCCAAAUACAAGGAAUCUACCCAAAACCAUCCUUCAUACUCGUUGGAUGAAGAAGCUGAACGUAUUCUUUUGCUAGAUGAACAGAUCCAUGAUUCGGGGGAUAUGGAUCACAACACCAAGGUCGCUUUAAUGAACGAAUUUUUCCAGCAAAGCAAGUGGCAAAGUCGGUACGAAAUCUUCAUGAAAAGCGGUUGUGAGGAAGUAGCAGACAACUCCGAAUGUCCAGCCAAAUAG